This is a messenger RNA of Medicago truncatula (barrel medic), 1645 nucleotides long. Its product is annotated as actin-related protein 2/3 complex subunit 2A. Gene Ontology annotation, cellular component: Arp2/3 protein complex; actin cytoskeleton. Gene Ontology annotation, biological process: actin filament polymerization; Arp2/3 complex-mediated actin nucleation. The coding region runs from base 22 to 1149 and encodes 375 amino acids. NCBI's taxonomy places the organism in Eukaryota, Viridiplantae, Streptophyta, Magnoliopsida, Fabales, Fabaceae. The record is from RefSeq and is a predicted model, not a curated record. The transcript is spliced from 10 exons. Gene Ontology annotation, molecular function: actin filament binding; structural constituent of cytoskeleton.
AUGAUUGAGAAAAAUGAAUGAAUGAAAAUCUGUAAGUGGAAGAAAAGAAUCGGUCUGGAUCUGAGUGAGUGUAAUAAUACACAUAAUCAUAAUCAUCAUCAUCAUCAAAAACUGUUGAAACGAAACACGAGAAGAGAAGAGAAGAGAAGAAAGCGGAAAGGGUCAGGAUCAUCGAUGAUACUCCUCCAGUCCCAUUCUAGAUUUCUGCUUCAGACUCUUUUGAAUCGCCUUCAAAAUAUCGAAAAAGGUGUUGAACUCGAUCACCACUGGGUUGAAUUUGACGAUGUCAGAUAUCACAUUCAGGUGUCAAUGAAGAAUCCUAAUAUUUUCUUGCUAUCUGUAUCGUUGCCUACUCCAUCUUCGGAAACUAUUUUUGUAUGUGGACUUCCUUUUGGAGCCAUUGAAGCAAUCAAAGCUGCAUAUGGCAGUCUUGUGCAAAUUCUUGAUCCUCCAAGGGAUGGCUUUAACCUCACAUUGAAGAUAAAUCUCUCAAAGGUUCCUGCAAAUCAAGAGCAAAGACAAGCACUUUUGGUAAAAGUAGCAUCAGUAAGGGAGGUCGUCCUUGGUGCACCACUAAGGGUAAUUUUAAAACACCUUGCUUCUAGAAAUGUUGCUCCGGAUAUGGAUCCACUUGUUGCUCUUGUUCAUCGACCAAAGGAGUCUUUUUUUGUUUUUCCUCAGGCUGAUAAGGUGACUGUGAUGUAUCCUAUGAGAUUCAAUGAUUCGAUAGACAUUGUUCUUGCAACUUCAUUCUUGCAGGAAUUUGUCGAAGCCAGGCGUACAGCUGGACUUAAUAAUACCCCUCCUUGUUCAUGGUCUCAUACUCCACCACCGGAACUGAAAGGAGUAUCUACUGAUGCAUUAUCUGCAAAUGCAGGAUUUGUAUCAUUUGUUAUCUUCCCUCGUCAUGUUGAAGGCCCAAAACUGGAUCGGACAGUAUGGAGUCUAUCAACUUUUCAUGCCUAUGUUAGUUAUCACGUUAAGUGCUCCGAAGGAUUUAUGCAUACUAGGAUGCGUCGUCGUGUGGAGUCUUUGAUUCAGGCUUUGGGUCGUGCUAAACCAGAUCCUGAGAGUUCAAAGAAAACUUCACACAGCAGAUCCUUCCAACGAAUGAGCCUCAAGGAGUCAAGAACCAACUCGUUUUCAUAAAAGGUGAAGCUUGAUGAGAAAGUAAAGAUGUUCAGCUUCUUUGGACUAUACAGUCACCGACCAAGGAAUUACUGGUGCAUGUUUACAGAAUGUUCCAUGUGCUUUUAACUUGAAGAUGUGAUUGUUCCUUUGAUCUCUACAAGCUCAGCAUCCAAUGAAUUGCUGACCUACUCUUGCAGACUGCCCCAGGUGCCUGUAAUUUAUUCGUAGGAAAAAAAGGAUACUAAUGCAAGAUAAGCGUCCGAUCACAUUAGUUAUUAAAGUGUACAAUUGUUUAUCAUCCGAGGAAUCCCCUUUUAGUGUAAAUUUGUUUAUUCAAGUUUCAACUUGUGAAUGAGGUGGUAUGGAUAGGCUGCUUUAGCAUUUUGAGGGUUAUUCAAUUUAAAUUUUAAACAAAUGCAAAAGCAUGUAGGCUCUUGCGGGUUGCAGUUCAAAUUCAUUGUUUACUAGUAAAUUACCAUGAUUUUUCAAUCUCAAAUGAAUCUUCCUCUAUGUA